Nezara viridula (southern green stink bug) is the source of this 2017-nucleotide messenger RNA. NCBI's taxonomy places the organism in Eukaryota, Metazoa, Arthropoda, Insecta, Hemiptera, Pentatomidae. The record is from the annotation of a GenBank genome assembly.
AUGGCUGCCUGGUUGCUGGUGAGCACGCUGGUGGCCUCAGCAGUGGCGGAUUGCAGCAACUACCUCAGCAACGAGGAGCUAGGGGAGUACCUCGCCACCACCGCCAGUCUGGAGCCAGCGCUGGCCUCCAUCUACUCCAUAGGCUACACCGAGCAGCGUUGGGACAUUCCAGUUUUGGAGUUGAGUGCAGCAGAAUCAACAGAGCAGGUGCCCAAUGUUAAAUUCAUCGGUGGGGUUCACGGUGAUGAAGCCAUUGGAACUCAAGUUCUUAUAUCAUUCAUAGAGUAUUUGAUGGAUGCCUACAGGAGGGAAGAAAGGUUUGUUACCUGGUUACUCAACAAUACUAGGAUUCAUAUCCUGCCAAGGUUGAACCUGGACGGCUAUCAGUUGGCCAUUGAAGGUGUGUGCGCUUUGGGACCAGGAAGAAAUAACACUGCAGGCUAUGAUCUAAAUCGAGCUUUUUUACCCAAAGGAGAUUUUGUUUCUGAAGCGGAUGCGGUGAUGACCUGGUUGAGAAGUGAGAGUGAUGUAUUUGUCCUUUCUGCAACAGUUAACGCUGGGGAGAUGGUAGUAGUGUAUCCACCAGAUAAUAUGGAGGAUUUUGGUGGUAAGAAUACUACAUUAGACGAUGAUGUGUUCAAACACCUUGCAUCUGUUUAUGCAAGAAACCACAAAAGUAUGUCCACAAGUAAUGGAUGUAAAAAUGGCAUUUUCAACAAUGGAACCAUUAAUGGAGUAGAUUGGUACCCAGUCAAAGGUUCGAUGCAGGACUACAAUUACAAAUCUGGUACAAUGGAACUGACAUUGGAAAUCAGCUGUUGCAAAUACCCACCUAGUGAUCAAAUGUGCAGUAUUUGGGAUGAAAAUAAACUUGCCCUUUUGAAGCUGGCUGCUGAAUCUUGCAGAGGCGUAAGGGGGAGGGUGAUAGACGCUUCAGAGAAACCAAUUGCAGGAGCUAAAAUAUCUAUUCUUGGCAGGAACAUGACAGUGAGGACUAAUGAUCAAGGAUACUACUUCAGGAUAUUGUUGCCAGGGAGAUAUUUUAUAAAGGUUGAAGCAGAAACAAUGAAGACGUUUAUCAAGGAAUUUUUCGUACCCAAUUCAGAUACAGCAUUCCUAAAGUGGGAAGUUCUAAACGUCACACUAGUGGUCGACACUACUCUGUACCCAGCAAGUCAUGAUAAUGCUCCUGAAGAGCGUACCAUAAGUUAUGAUGAAGGAGGUUUGGACCCUAACACUACUUCGACCUACGAUGACUCCUAUUCAUCAUCUCCGGAUGACAGCUACCCUAAGGCUGGACUCAUCACAGGAGCAGCCAGUACAAAAUAUCACAAUAACUUCUAUUCAAUUUUCAUAGUUAUCUUUUGUAAAUAUCUAAUAGAUAGUAUUUUAACUGGCUUAGUACAUACAAAUUGUAUACUUUUUUGAUAAUUAAAUAAUUUAAAAUUAUGCAAGUAAUAUUCAAUACAAUUCCUACAUACAGAAUGUCCCGUAGAGGGAAAUUUUUAUAGGAGUGAUAGGAGACUUUAAGAGCUACAAAAAAGCUCAUAAAAGUAAUGGGCCAAUUUUCAGAAGAAAAGAAGGAAAUUCAAGUUUUGUGGAUUUUGAAGGGAGUCGUGUUUUUUGUUGAGUCGAAAGCAAUAACUAAAUAAAUAUUUAAUUUAAGUAAUUAAUAAUCGAGGCCUCGAUGAAAUUUCCCCGGAAAUGAUUAAGUACAUGGGCAGCAAAGGCCAAGAGAUGUUCCUCCAUCUUUAAAACCUGUGCUGGAAGAAAAAGAAGAAGAUUUCCAAAGACUGAGAAGUAGCGGUGAUUCCAUAGGGGAAUAUCCCUUCCCAGUGUGCCUGAAAAAGUCUACUCUAGAAUUCUAGAAACAAGAGUGAAGAAAAUUGUCGAUUGCCAACUAGGAGAAGAACAGUAUGGCUUCAGGAACCAAAGAAGCACGCAGGAUCUCAUCUUCAUGAUGAGACAAAUAACAGAAAAGACUGUUGAGAAGGAUAAAAAAAUCUCCAUCUGCUUC